Molecule: messenger RNA, 2058 nt
Organism: Prunus mume (Japanese apricot)
Lineage: Eukaryota; Viridiplantae; Streptophyta; Magnoliopsida; Rosales; Rosaceae
Product: isochorismate synthase 2, chloroplastic-like
Biological process (GO): phylloquinone biosynthetic process
Cellular component (GO): plastid
Molecular function (GO): isochorismate synthase activity
Source: RefSeq, a predicted model, not a curated record
GUAUGUUUAAAGACACCAACCUUUUUGGGUCCUGAGACUGGAUUACGAACAUGCUGUCACACGUGUCACCUUACCCACCAAGUCUCUGUCUCCGCAUGUGUUGUCAAAAAAAAAAAUCACUAUAAAGCAGAGCAAUAAGCCAUAGCUUCCAUCAACUAUUGGUAGCUGAGACCAAAGCUCUCUCUUCGCUAUCUCAUGGCCGCUGCUGCUGCAAGCCGUUGCCUUGCAUGUUUCAUGGACCCAGAAGCAGCCAAAUGCAGCAUAACAAUUUCCAGCAGGCAAACCAUUAAUUUCUCUCACCACCAUAGGUCUCAUUUGUGUUCGCUUUCCAUGAAUGGCUGCCAAGGAGACCCUCACCUCCCUUUAGGUACCAUUGAAACGCGUUCAUUUCCAGCAAUUCCAUCGCCUUCCUUGGCUCUAGACAGGCUCAACUCCGCCAUUUCUGAAUUGAAAGCAAACCCACCUUCUUCUACCUCCGGAAUUAUACGUCUCCAGGUGCCAAUCCAGCAGCAAAUUGAAGCCAUUGAUUGGCUAUAUGCGCAACACCAAUUCCUUCCCCGCUGCUAUUUCUCCGGUAGGGGCCAAAUCGGUAAUUCUUCUGAUCUUUCCAUUGAUUGCACCAAUGGGAAUGACCAGAUUCAAUUGAAACACAACUUGGUCAGCGUUGCUGGUGUGGGGUCUGCAGUUUUCUUUCAGGAUCUGCAUCCUUUCUCAUAUAGGCAUUGGAAGUCCUUAAAGAGAUUCCUCUCUACACAAUGUCCACUUAUUCGCACUUACGGGGCAAUCCGUUUUGAUGCAAGAGCCAACAUAUCAUCUGAAUGGGAGGCAUUUGGUUACUUUUAUUUUAUGGUCCCUCAGGUUGAGUUUGAUGAGCUUGAAGAAGGUUCAAUGCUGGCAGCAACUGUUGCCUGGGACAAUGCCCUCUCAUGGAAUUUGGGACAUGCAAUUGAUGCACUUAAAGCUACACUGAGCCAGAUAUCUUCUGUCAUUUUGAAGCAACGAAGACAAGUUCCUUGGACACCAAUGUUAAGCAAUAAUCACAUCCCGAGUAAGACAUACUGGAAUCUUGCUGUUAAUAGAGCUUUGCAGAAAAUAAGAAGCAACUCAGCCCUUAUUAAGGUGGUACUCGCACGUAGCAGCACAGUAAUAACACCAACUGAUAUUGAUCCCAUAGCAUGGUUAGCUUGCUUACAGGUUGAAGGUGAAAAUGCUUAUCAGUUCUGUCUUCAGCCACCUAAUGCACCAGCAUUCAUUGGAAACACGCCAGAGCAACUAUUUCACAGAAAAUGGCUUGGCAUUACUAGUGAAGCUCUGGCUGGAACCAGAGCCAGAGGUGAAUCGAUGCCUGAAGAUCUUCAAAUAGAACUUGAAUUACUUUCCAGUCCCAAGGACCACCUCGAGUUUACUAUUGUACGAGAAAGCAUAAGAAGAAAACUAGAGAAUGUAUGUAACAGUGUCCUAGUUGAACCAAAGAAAGCAAUCCGUAAGCUCCCUAGAGUCCAACAUUUAUAUGCCAAAUUGGCUGGCAGGUUAAGAAGUGAAGAGGAUGAGUUUGACAUAUUGUCAUCUCUUCAUCCAAGUCCAGCAGUUUGUGGAUUUCCAACAGAGGAGGCACGGGUUUUAAUUGCAGAAACAGAAGUAUUUGACCGAGGGAUGUAUGCUGGGCCAGUUGGUUGGUUUGGAGGAGGAGAGAGUGAGUUUGCCGUUGGCAUUAGAUCAGCAUUGGUGGAAAAGGGUCUUGGUGCAAUGAUUUUUGCUGGAACAGGGGUUGUGGAAGGAAGUAAUGCAUCAUUAGAAUGGGAUGAACUGGAACUCAAGAUUUCUCAGUUCACCAAGUUGCUUAAACUUGAAGUCCCUUUAGAGAUUAAAAGCUGAUGUUGCAAGGACUAUCAAGUGAAAAGGUCAGUGGUUCUGAAGUUGGUAGCCAGAAUUCUUUGAUGACUAUUAUUCUUUCUUGAUUGUUUCUUGGGAUGAUUUUCCCAAUGACAACAUAAAAGAGAUUUGAUAUGUAAAAAUAAAUUUGAAAAGCAAAUACCAAUGAGUUGGACAUGCCUAGAA